This is a messenger RNA of Cucumis melo (muskmelon), 699 nucleotides long. RefSeq names its product olee1-like protein. The transcript is spliced from 2 exons. The record is from RefSeq and is a predicted model, not a curated record. The coding region runs from base 104 to 604 and encodes 166 amino acids. Lineage: Eukaryota; Viridiplantae; Streptophyta; Magnoliopsida; Cucurbitales; Cucurbitaceae.
CAUAAUCAUCACGCUUCCUCCAACAACCAAAUAAUAAUAAUAAGAAGAAGAAGAAGAAGAAGAGAACAGCGCCUAUCGCGGCAGCAGAAACAAGAAAAAGAAAAUGGCGAAAUCCAUGAUCUUGCUUGUUUCAGCCCUUUCUCUUAUGUCCCUCCUUAACGUAGCAUUCUCCCAGAAGGAUCGAUUCUUGGUGGAGGGAAAAGUAUAUUGCGAUGCAUGCCGCGUUCAAUUCUUUACCAAAGCCAGCAAAUUCCUCGAAGGUGCGACGGUGAAAUUGGUGUGCAAAGAAAUCGAAGGAGGAAGCGUGACGCUGAGCAAGGAGGCGGUGACGGAUAAAACAGGAAGUUACAGUAUUGAAGCGGACGGAGAUCAUGAGGAAGAGUUGUGCGAAGUGACAUUGGUGAAGAGCAAUGAUCCAGAUUGCAGUGAGAUAUCGUUAGAAAAGUAUGAACAUAUGGCCAGAGUGAGCAUAACUAAUAACAGUGGAAUCACCAAUCCCGUUCGCCAUGCAAAUCCACUUGCCUUUAUGAAGAAGGAAAAGCUUCCUGAAUGCAAAGAAAUUCUUAGAGAGCUUGGAUUUGACGAAGAGGGCAUCCUUGUUUAAGCUUUAACAAUUGUAUUACCCUUACCACCUUCCUUCUUGUUCUCAUUAUUCAUUCAAACCCACUAUUAUUAAUUAAUAUAUUAAUAUUCCAUUUA